Molecule: messenger RNA, 1623 nt
Organism: Pieris rapae (cabbage white)
Lineage: Eukaryota; Metazoa; Arthropoda; Insecta; Lepidoptera; Pieridae
Gene: Gip
Product: putative hydroxypyruvate isomerase
Exons: 4
Coding region: 171-953 (260 amino acids)
Biological process (GO): glyoxylate metabolic process
Molecular function (GO): hydroxypyruvate isomerase activity
Source: RefSeq, a predicted model, not a curated record
UGACAGUUCGCUAUCAGCUGCGGAGUGCGGUUUGUACACAAUCAUAACCUUAUGUUUGUUUAGUAAAUCACAGUAGCUGUUAUGGUUAGAUAACAACUGAUAACAUUAUCAAUCGCAUAUAUAUAAAUGGACGGUAAUAAAAUUAAGCUUUUAAUUACCAAAUUAUUAAAAUGAAGUUCUGUGCCAAUCUAUCUUUUAUGUUUACGGAGGGUGCUACUAUAAUAGAAAGAUAUGGUCUUGCAAAGGAAGCUGGUUUUAGGGCUGUUGAAACUGGUUUUCCAUGGGGAUUUACAAUAGAAGAGGUAAAAAGAGCUCAAGAAAAUGCAAACAUCGAACAAGUUCUCAUCAACAUUAAGACAGGAGAUGUAAGCAAAGGUGAAUUGGGUGUAACAGCUAUUCCAGGAAAAGAAAAGCAAUUUAAAGAAAACCUAAAAGAGACAAUUAACUAUGCUACUGCACUUGGUGCUUCAAAAAUACACAUAAUGGCUGGAAAGUUAAAUACUGUAACUGAGGCUAAUUGGGUAGUAUAUGAGAACAAUUUAAGGUAUGCUGCAGAAGAACUGAGGGAAUGCAAUAAGUUAGGGGUGAUUGAGCCAAUCAAUCAGCACUCUGUACCAAAUUAUUUCCUUAGUGACUUUAAACGAGCUGUUGAUAUCAUAAAAAGGAUUGGAAGUGAGCAUUUGAAAUUGCAGUUAGAUAUAUUCCAUUUGCAACACAUUUGUGGUGAUUUGUCAUAUAAUAUAAAGAAUCUCAUGCCAUAUGUUGGACAUGUGCAGAUAGCACAAGUGCCAAGUCGCAAUGAACCAGAUACACCAGGAGAGAUCAAUUAUGAGUACAUUUUAAAGACUUUGGAGAGUAAUGGCUACACUGAUUGGAUUGGUUUAGAAUACAAGCCAGCUGGUAACACAAAUGAGGGUUUAAAAUGGAUAAAUAAAUAUGGUUAUAGCCUAUAGUGUUAAUAUAUUUUUGUUGUUAUUAUAUUUUUGUAUAUUGUUGAAUAAAGAUAAUUGUUAUUAUUGGAAAACAAAAAUAAACUAAGUUUUUCAUAUUUAUAAUUGUUGGAUAUUUCUUCCUUUUUUAAUCAUUAUGAUGUUAACCUAGUUAGGUUAUGUAUGGGAUUGUUAUGUAUGCCAUAAAAUUCAGGAAAAUUGUAACAUAAGGUCAAUUUAUUUAAUACAUACAAUAAUAAUAAAUACAAUAACUCAAUAAAACUUAUCAAUUAUUUUUAACCUUUACAAAUUGUUUUACCCAAUAAUGGCUCUUCACUCCCUCUAGUGAUAGCCGCUCAUUACCUGACUGUCGUAAAAGCUGAAAUAAUGUUAUGGUCAUAUUAGGAUUGGCUCAUUGUGCUAGUUUUAUAAAUAUAAAAAAAGGCAUUUAUAUUCUUGUUACAUAUAUGAAAGCCUUCAUGUUUUAAUUAUUGUUUUUUGAAUAAGGUUUGAAAAGUGAUGGUUGCAGAAUGUAUUUCUAAUCUAGAUAUGGAUAAACUAGCUAAAAUUUAGUAAUUUUAUGUAAAUGGAUUAAGAGAUGUAUUCUGCCUCAAUCUUAAGUUGUUAACUACACACUACUUGCCAUGUUAUGUUAAAAAACAAUGAACACAAAUACUACUAAUUCACCAUGAUA